AUGCGGUAUCGCUCCAGUACGCCUGGGCCUUUAGUUCGACCGCCUUCUGAAGGGGUUGAAUGGCCCUCGAGAUCGUCGGCUAAGGCACAGGCUUGUGCCCACCUCAACAACAAAGGCGUGACAACCAUUCUGCGUGUAUUGACACCGCAAAUAAUCCCUUCGGCCCAGAGACAGCUUGUCUCUGAGGCAGUCUGGAUGGCUGAGUCUACGAUGCGUAUUGUCAGUAUGAAACUGGUCUACUGGGCGUUUUGGUGCAAAAGAGAGAAGGAAAGAGAGCAAGUAACAGCUGAAACCGAUCAAAGCGCAUACAACCUAAGUCUUGGACAGAGCUGGCACAAAGCCUGUCCUAGACGGAGAGGACAGGGAGAUGCGUUGAACGAGCGGCCGCUGUUGAAUGGCAUAAAUGGCAAUCAAAUGGAGCUGGGUCUGCCAAAGCACUCGCAACACGGCAGUUAG
Messenger RNA from Protopolystoma xenopodis, 456 nucleotides. NCBI's taxonomy places the organism in Eukaryota, Metazoa, Platyhelminthes, Monogenea, Polystomatidea, Polystomatidae. The record is from the annotation of a GenBank genome assembly.